AAACAAACUGAAGAUGUUUCAUAUGAUACAGCUUUUGGCUACAGAGACAAAAUGUAUAGAAUAAAUAAACACUGAUUAUCUUUAAAUAAGGUCUUGGUAUCUGCCCCAAAAAUAGAUUUAAGCAGUAUGGAAAAAUAAUCAAUGAGAGCUUAAAGUAUUAGGGUAGAAAAAAAUAAUUUUAAAAAACACAUUUAAAAGAUGGUGAGUAUAGAGUGACUAAGAGAACUGUUGAAUGAAGAAUGGAGAAAAGAAAAGUAUGAAUUAGGAAAGGCAAUCUGGGAUCAGAGUCCAAAGCCUACGAUAGAUUCCUAAAUUAUCUUCAUGACAUUCCUCUUCUUUAUGUAAUCACUCCUAACCUGGAAAGUCCUUCCUCCAUUUCCCUCAUGUCAAAUUCUUUUGUAUCCUUCAGAUUCAAUUAAAAAAUAAACUCUUUCUGAGUCUUUUAUUGACUCAAUUUCCAUAGUCCAUUCCCAUCAAUAUAGACCAUACCACAGUGUUUUAAAAAUGUAAUAUAUAUAGAUGUUACUUUCCUUUUUCCCCAUAAGUGUUCUUUACAAUCAGAUUAGAAUACCCUAUUAACCUCUAAGUCUUCCUGGUGGCAUCUGAAUUACAUACAACUUUUUUGUUGAUCUUUCUUAAUUACGUAUAUACUCCAAAUUUGAAAAAUGUCAAAUAUUUUCAAUUAUUUAUACAUCAAUUUCACACACAAAACAUGAUUCAAAUACUUGUAGAAGUUGUCUUACAGAUCAGUACAUUACAUGGGUGAUGGGAGGCUUUCAGGGCCAGUUCACACAGGAAGGCAUUAUUGAAUUAAGUUACAGAGGAGUCACAAGUAGACCUGAAGCCGAAGUCAAAAGUUAGGAAGGCAGCCUUGCUCAUGCAUUAAGCAUAAGAGACUGCAAGCAAAGUAGAAAAGUCAAAGAUCAUACACUGCUGUAGAAAUAAAACAAAAAGGGGUGAUAGGCAUAAAUAUAAAAAGGGGUGUUUGCAGCCGCCAUCCCUCUCUAAUGCCUGCGCUGUCUCCAGCUCAUGGAGCUCCAGCCAAAGGAGAAAGGGGGGCAAGUAAAGAGGUCUUUAUACCAUGACUCAUACAAAGCAGACUGCCCACAAAUCAACCAGUGGUGAAGCACCAAGGAAGCAACUGGCUACCAAAGCCGCUCCAAAGAGUGUGCCCUCUACUGGAGGGGUGAAGAAACAUCGUUACAGGCCUGGUACCGUGGCACUUCGUGACAUUAGCUGUUAUCAGAAGUCCACUGAACUGAUUCGCAAACUUCCCUUCCAGCGUCUGGUGCGAGAUAUUGCUCUGUGUUUCCAAAACGCAGCAACUGGUGCUUUGCAGGAGGCUAGUGAGGCCUGUCUGGUUGGCCUUUUUGAAGACACCAACCUGUGUGCUCUCCAUGCCAACGUGUAACAAUUAUACCAGGAGACAUCCAGCCAGCACGCCACAUACCUGGAGAACAUGCUUAAGAAUCCACUAUGAUGGGAAACAUUUUUCAUUCUAUAAAAAAAUUCUACUCUUCCUGUUAUUGGUAGUUCUGAAAGUUAGAUAAUUUUUUUUCCGAUGGGAUCAAAAGGUACCUAAGUAUAUGAUUGGAAGUU
This is a messenger RNA of Myotis davidii, 1599 nucleotides long. RefSeq names its product histone H3.3-like. Gene Ontology annotation, molecular function: protein heterodimerization activity; DNA binding; structural constituent of chromatin. The record is from RefSeq and is a predicted model, not a curated record. The coding region runs from base 1082 to 1411 and encodes 109 amino acids. Gene Ontology annotation, cellular component: nucleosome. Lineage: Eukaryota; Metazoa; Chordata; Mammalia; Chiroptera; Vespertilionidae. The transcript has a single exon.